AUGUCGAUAGGGAAGGAAUGGAUUGAAUUGUAAUAUCUUCAUUUCGUGUGUGUGUAAAGACGUACACAAGUCUCCAGCUGUGUUAUUUGUAAACGGCAGUGCGCUUCACAUCAAAAGGGAAAAAGCGACCAAUGAGAGCUCUCCAGAGGACGGAAAGUCGGCACGCCGAGGCUCCUCCUCUUUGGUCGGCGACGCACUUUCCUAUUGGAGCGCACCCAUGUUUAAUAGCUCUCCCUCGACUUCAGUCUAUUCCCACCCGAAAAAAUAAAAAAAUAAAAUAGAAGAAGAAGAAAAGAUAAAAAAAAGGACAUGGGGCUCUGACAUGGAUAGGAAAGAGCCUCCCAAAGAUAUACGGGGAGGGUUGAGUGGGGUGGUGGUGGUGACAAGGGGGAGGUGACUCCUCGUGUGUGUGAUGGAGGGAGGAAUGAGCAAUGUGUAGGCUAGAGACUGCGCCGCACAAUUCAUGUCCAGUCUAGCGUGAACAGUGGUAGGCAACAUACCGAUCGGUCGGACGUCUCACGACUCGCAGUUGUUCGUUCAUCUCCAUCCGCGUAGCUCAUCAGCCCACCCAAUUUCUUUAUUGUGAUUUUUUUGUGUGUGGAAAUCAACUUUUAAAUUUUUCUCUCAGUUUUAACCACGAAAAAAAAAUCAGUUCGACUUGAUUUAAUUUUUUUUUCUGAAUGAAUUCGAAUGUCAGCGGGAAUUUCGACAAUUCCUCAUUUCAGUUUUUCUGUUUAGCGCCGCAAUCCGGCGGCUGUGACUUGUGAUUGUGCAUAGUGCAAACAACAACAGCAACAACAUUUGGGAUUGAACCAGUGUGCACCAACAACAAUCGAAUUAUUGAUUGAUUCGCGAAUUUAAUAAAUCAAACCAAACAGAACAGAUUAAAAUGCUUUCGCUUCACGAAGGUUUCCCCAUGUUCCCGACGGCCCACCAUCCGCACCAUCCGCAUCACACGGGCGUCGUCGGUGGCGUCAUGGGUCCCGGCGGAGGUCCGGUGGGUCACAGUACGACGCCUCCGCACCAUGCCCACCACCACCAUCAUCACGCCGCCGCCGCCAUUCACAGUCUGACGGCCAGGCACCACUCGCAGGGGCCGCCGCCACCUCCGCCGUCGUCCUCGUCGGUGGCCGGCCAGCUGAACCUUCACCACGCCGGACACCAUCAAGGGCCGCAUCACCCACACUCUCAUCUCAAUUCGGCCCACCAUCAAAUGGCGGCGGCCAAUCAGGCCUAUUUCGCCGGCUAUGCCCAUCCGCACCACUGGGGCAACGGCGGAGGCGCCCAGGGGGGACACCAGACGGCGCCUAACGCCGCCAUGGAACACCAGCAACAAUUCCAGGUCGGCGGAUUGGUCACGUCCGACGGUGGCAAUUCCUGGCACCCGUCACCGGCCGCUGUUUACACUGGCCUGUCCAGCAGCCUCUCGCCGCGCACUCCCGUCACCUCGGUGGGUUACGAGGAAUGGGUCAAUUCGCCGCCCAACAACAACGGCCAACAACAGCAACAACAGAGCGGCGGAGUCAGCAGUCCGGACGGCAGUCCCAACAACUUUGGCCAGCAACAGCAAGGCAAUGCGGCCAACAAUGGGCCCAGCAGUCCGUCGCUUUCCGAUCAGCAGCAACUCAGCAGUUACUCGGCGGCCGCUGCGGCCGCCGCGGCCUACGGCAAAAUGUUCAGUUCGAGCGGGCCGGGCGACUUUAUUUCCCCCCAUCACGCCCAUCUGCACCACCAACAUCACCACAACAACCACGGGCAGAUGGUCGUCGAUCCCAUCCGGAUGAACGCCGGAGGAGUCAUCACCGGACACCAUUCACCCGAUUCCGGCCUGGCUGGAAGUGACGGUCUCAGCAGCGCCGGCUCACCGGCCCAGCAGCAACAACAGGGAAUGCUGGGCGGCGGCUCAUCCGGCAACAACUUACUAAACCUGCAACAACAGCAGCAACAACAGCAAAACGCUUCGGGUUCACAGGGGGCCAUGACGGGCCCGUCGUCGGCCGGCUCGAUGAGCCAACAGAACCAACAGCAACUGGUCGGAUCCAACGGCGCCGGAAUGGUCAACGUCUCCCGGCCUCAACCGUCUCGUUCGCCCUACGAGUGGAUGAAGAAACCUUCGUUCCACAGCACCAACGUCAAUCCAGACUCGGAUGUGUUCUCAGCAGGGAAGACGAGGACCAAGGACAAGUACCGCGUCGUCUACACGGACCACCAGCGGCUCGAGUUGGAGAAGGAGUUCCAUUACAGCCGCUACAUCACCAUCCGGCGCAAAUCAGAGCUGGCCAGCGUCCUAGGCCUCUCCGAACGACAGGUCAAGAUAUGGUUCCAGAACCGACGGGCCAAGGAGCGCAAACAGGUGAAGAAGCGCGAAGAAAUGCUGCACAAGGAGAAACUGGACGUCGUUCCGUCCCUGGGAUCUGUCCAGCAACAGCAGCAGCAACAGCAGCAGCAACAUCACCUUCACUCCGGCCAGCAGCAGCAGCAGCACAUGCAACACAUGGGCGUCCAGCAACACCCCAGCUUGGUCAGCAAUCCUCAAAUUUCCUCGUCCAUGCACAUGGGAUCCGUCGUCCAGAUGGACACCAAGCCCGUCUUAGGGCUCGAUUGAAUUUCGUCCGCUUCUUUUUCGAAUUGAAGCGCGAAAUUCGAAUCGAGAGCUCACGCCGCCUUGUACAGACAAAACUUUGUGGCUGGAUCGAAAAACAAACAAAUAAGGGUUUGGCUUCUUUUAGAUUUCGGUUUGAAAUGUCCGAAUUAUAAAAGAGCGCCAAAAAUGAAAUCGUUUGAAAUUUUUUAAAAAAGAAAUUUUGAUUCGAUUCCGCCCUGUGCCCUGCCCUCAAUCUCUCGUAACAAGAGCAUUCCAGUGACGUCACGGAUCCCCCCCCCCUCUUUUUUGUGUCUGGAAGAACAAACAAUCAAAGCAAGUCGUCGUUGUAUCGAUAUUUUGAAGUGGUGUCUGUGGUGCUGACCCCGUUUCUUCCUCUCUCUCUCCAAUUCAUUGCAGCAUCAAAUAUCCACUUGUGCGUGUCUCUUUUGUAUGUUCGAUUGUACGUGUACAGUAUCCGUAUUAUAUAUAUAUCAUAGUGCCUCCUCUUUCUCUCCCUUAUUAUAUUAUUAUUCGUCUUUUAAAAUUCACGACAAAUGGUUUGGGGAUUUAAAUUUUUGUUGGUCCCCGGGAGAAUUUGAAAAAUAGCCGAAAAAAAAACAAAAAAAAAAGUUUGAACUUGAAAAUCAAAAAUUAAUGAACAAAAAAUGUUUGCGCGAAAAUGAGAACUUUUGUUUCGAAUUUUUAAAAAAUAAUUUGUACAGACUUUAAUUAAUAUCUAUACACACUAUCUUGCAAAACUCCGGAUGUAAUCGUAAAUAGUUCUUGUCAUAUCCCUUUUUCUCUCCCCCUUUUUUCCCCACCCACUUUCUCAAAUGUAUUUUGAUUUCUAAAAUUUUGUUUUCGACUCCCGAUUUUCGCCUUCUGUUGUCCGUGUUCUUUCAUUAUUAUUUUUUUUAAAACCGUGUUACAUAAUUAAGACUGAUUGGUGGCGCCUAUCUUCGAUUCGUUCUCCCUUAUCCCACCCACCACCAGCCCCCAAUCACAAUAAGAGACACAACAAAAAAUUUGUUUUUGAGUUUGUCUGAUUUUUGGCAUCUAAUGCUUUGUAUCAUAGCCUCUAUACUACCGUUUCGAAACAAGAAUAAUGCCGAAAAAGUGCAUAAAAGAAAAAUGAAUUUGAUGACUGCUGUGUGUGUGUGUGUGCUGCCCGAAUUGUCUUUUAUUUUGGGGGUUUUUCCCAUAAUUCGACAAAGAAAAAUAAUGUUCUCCCCUCCGCCGCCCUUGAACGAUCCGUUGAUUUUAUUAUAAUAGUAAGCCUCUAUAUUUGACUAUAUACCGCACACACGAAUACAAAACCGAAUAA
Daphnia pulicaria is the source of this 3908-nucleotide messenger RNA. RefSeq names its product homeotic protein caudal-like. Gene Ontology annotation, biological process: embryo development; animal organ morphogenesis; cell differentiation. The transcript is spliced from 3 exons. Gene Ontology annotation, molecular function: RNA polymerase II transcription regulatory region sequence-specific DNA binding; DNA-binding transcription factor activity, RNA polymerase II-specific. Gene Ontology annotation, cellular component: nucleus. The record is from RefSeq and is a predicted model, not a curated record. Lineage: Eukaryota; Metazoa; Arthropoda; Branchiopoda; Diplostraca; Daphniidae. The coding region runs from base 890 to 2605 and encodes 571 amino acids.